AUGGCCAUGAGGCUUGCGCGGGGUGCCACCGUGUGCCUUGUCGUUUCUAUGCUAUGUAGUGUGCAGGGUGGUAUUGCAUUCAGCAAGAGGGUAGUGCGAGAGAGAUAUUGUGAUUCACUGAGAAGAUCAAUUAAUUCAAUAAGUGGCCGCUGCACAGCCUUGCUUCAGGCCCUUCAUGGUAGCCGGGAUCGUGCAAAGGUUGUGAGGACAUCCUGUGAGAAGGCUGCUAGACUAAGUGAAACUAGGGAAGGGACGGAAAACGCUAACUCGGAUAAAGUGAAAUUAGUAGUGGAACAAUACAAUGCCAUUAGAUAUAUUGAGACUCAGGUAAUUGAGUACAAGAAAGACGUGCGCGAGUUGCUUAAUGGUAUAAGAAAGCAUUGCGGCUUCUGGUCGUCUUUCAUGCCAGUGUCUUCUGAGCUCAAGCGUGAAGCGAGAGUCAAAUUGUGGAAGGCCAAAUCUUUAGUAUCAAAGAUGGAGGUGCUGUCAAGGGAAGCGGAGACAAGCGAAGUGAAAGCCAGAACGACACAAUGCAGUUCCGCUGAAUCGAAGAACGCAUUGGGCGGAGAGGGAGACAAAAAGCCAGAGAAAGAAGGUGGGGAGCCCAACGAUGGAAGCGCAGCAUCCGAAACGCCCGAAGGCACUGCCCCGCCUGUUGGUGGUGAAAAUGUAACCUCGCAGUGA
This is a messenger RNA of Trypanosoma brucei brucei TREU927, 684 nucleotides long. RefSeq lists its product as hypothetical. The record is from RefSeq and is a predicted model, not a curated record. Bases 1 to 684 code for a protein of 227 amino acids. The transcript has a single exon. NCBI's taxonomy places the organism in Eukaryota, Euglenozoa, Kinetoplastea, Trypanosomatida, Trypanosomatidae.